UGAGUGAUGAAGACUCCGAUGCCGUCGUCAAUUGGCAACUCUUCCGCCGUCGAAAUCGAGUCACACCUAACCCACACACCCACGCAUUCUCGGCAACCCAUCUCCAUCGUUCUCCUGGUGGGUUUCCAAUUGGUAGCAAAAGUUGAAAGGAGGAAAGAUGGACAUAAUCUCCCAAUUACAAGAGCAAGUAGACACAAUCGCUUCUCUCGCAUUCAACACGUUCGGAACGCUGCAGAGAGAUGCUCCCCCGGUGCGCCUGUCGUCCAAUUACCCCGAGCCACCGCUGCCGCCGGCCAACCCUGCGGAGGAUAUGGCGGAGCAGUCUAAGCAAAUGAGCGUGGCUCUCGUCAAGGCUGCUAGGCGGUUUGAUGCUCUGGUGACUGCACUUCCAUUGUCAGAGGGUGGUGAAGAAGCUCAAUUGAAAAGGAUUGCUGAACUCCAGGCUGAGAAUGAUGCUGUAGGCCAAGAACUCCAGAAGCAACUGGAAGCGGCUGAGAAAGAGCUGAAACAGGUGGUUGAGCUGUUUGCUCAGGCGACAGACAACUGCCUUAACUUGAAGAAACCAGAUUAGCGAAAUGUUGAGCCCACGAAUGAGGGAAUUCGUUUGUUUGGUUAGAAAAGGUUAUGCUCUUGAGUUAGCAAUUGGGUUGCGGACUCGCUGUACAGUUUAGCAAACGGCAUGGGAGGUUGGUUUCAGAACCUCGUUCCAAAAAAUUUGUCUCAAGUCUCGGAUUUCUUCGCUGGUAUCCAAUCAUCCAUGUCUAAUAUAAGUUCUAAGGCAUGUUUGUGGUUGUAGUAGUAGUAGUACAUGUAAUCUUCAAGCAAACAGCAGCUGGUCAGAUGAAGGCAGAAUCUAACCCAGAUGUGCGUGCUUCUUCUGCUGCGGCUACUAUCUUCACUAGAAUUUAGUGGUAUGAGUAUUAACUAUUAACCCAUGCCCUUUGUACUCCUUGAUGCUAGUUAGUGUCAAUUCUGGUCCAGGUAUCAAUGUACUGAUUGAAUUGUUCGUAAGCAAUGUUGCAGCUUGCGUAUUGGAUUGGAUGACGAAGAUAACACAAGUUACGACACAACGUAUCAGUCACUUGCUUUCACACCACGCUCAACACCAUAGCUGAACCUCGUUGAAUCAGUUCAAUCAUCAAUGUCGAAGGUGUGCAAAACAAUGAUGGCAGUACUAGAAAUCUCCUUCAACAUUUUGCCUGUGAGAUCAAGAAUAAGUAAAUUACUAACGUUCAAGUACCUGCACGAGGCAGCAACUAGAUUCCUUCCAACAUCCAAGUAUGAAUGGAAGAAAAACACUGUAAAAAAUUGUGUACAUCUUGUAAAAUAAGUCAGAACUCACCACUAAAGUUUGAAAAAAGUGGCGGAAAAAGCUCAACUUCCAACGGUGUCGUUUAAUCGUUGAACCUUGGAUUCCUGAUGAACGAGAAGUGAAGCUUCGAGAAAGGUAACAAGAAAAGAAAAUCCCGCACCGCCCACUCACAGACGCACACGUGACCCUCUCCCACCCUUCUUUCUCGCUCCUUCUUAUUCUCUCCCUCUCUCUCUUUCUGCUCUUUUCCUCUCUUUUUUUCCCCCAAAAUUUCAUUUCCAUUUCCCCUUUUUCUCUUCUCGAACCCACCAAUUCUGCGCUCUCUCUCUCUCUUUCCCCACCUUAUCAUUUACUCCACCCCGAAACUUCUAGAAACAACAAAACAAACGCGACCCUCUCUCCUUCCUUCCUUUCUCUCUGUCUGAAAUUUGGCAAGUGAUUCAUCACCUUGUCUAUCCUUUCCCCCAACUGUUGCUUCUUCUUCUGGUUUCGAUCUCCUCUUCCUGUUUGGUCGCCGAGAAAAUUCCAUGGUCAAUUUGUUAUUGCCGCACCAGCAAGGCUCCUCCUCUUUCUGCCUAUUAAACGCAGCUGCUAUCCGAAGAUCUGAAGGAUUAGGAAACCGACCUCCCCUGCCGCUCUUUUCCCUGCAAGAAAACUGCAAUCAGUUCAAUCUCUCGAGUUCUUAUUUGGAAUCCAGACGUUAAUCGCUGCUCUCUUCAAAUAAGAAAGUCGGUUUUAAUUAUAUCUGAUUCGUGGAUCUGAGGCUCUGAAACUAAUGCCGCCGUCGCCGGUCGAACCAAACGGGGAACCUGCAGCUGUUGCUGUUCCCGGCGGGACAGCAAGUGGCAGCGGCGGUAGCGGUGGAGGCGCCGGUGGAGGAACAGGAGGUACUGCAGAUUCGCAGAGAUCUCUUCCCACUCCUUUUCUCACCAAAACUUACCAGCUCGUGGACGAUCCGGCCGUCGAUGAUAUGAUUUCGUGGAGCGAUGACGGAUCCGCGUUCAUCGUCUGGCGCCCCGCCGAGUUCGCCAGAGACCUGCUGCCUAAGUACUUCAAACACAACAAUUUCUCAAGCUUCGUUCGCCAGCUGAAUACAUACGGAUUCAGGAAAGUGGUGCCGGACCGAUGGGAAUUCGCCAACGAUUGCUUCAAGAGAGGGGAGAAAGCUCUUCUUCGAGACAUCCAGCGCCGUAAAAUCGCCGUCGCUGCUGCUGCUGCCUCCCCGACCGCCGCUGUGACGGUGGCCGCAGUUCCGGUUAGGAUGAUCUCCCCUUCCAAUUCCGGAGAGGAGCAGGUGAUUUCAUCCACUUCCUCCCCUGCCGCGAACGCAAUCCUGCGGACGACGAGCUGCACGACUACGCCGGAGCUUCUAGAGGAGAACGAACGAUUGAGGAAGGAGAACGCGCAGCUGAGCCAGGAGCUGACUCAAUUGAGGGGCCUCUGCAACAAUAUUGUCUCGCUGAUGACGAAUUACGCCUCCUCCGGCCAGGCCAACGGCAGUGUGAGCGACAACAAUCAAACCCCAUCGGAAGGGAAGCCUCUGGAUUUAAUGCCCGCAACGACGGCAACGGCCGCGACGAUGCCAGAUGAGCCUGCUGUCGGUGGCGUGUCGAAGCUGGCAGAUCCGAGCCCGAUGCUGUUCGGAGUGUCGAUCGGCGUCAAGCGGAUGAGGAGAGAUGAGGAAGAGACUGUGGCAGCGGCGGAGGACGAGGCUUUGGCUGAGGCAGAGGUGGAGGAAGGAGAAGACGACGAACGACGGGGGAGGAAUCCGAUGCGGCGAGAGGAUAAGGAGGGAGGAUCGGACGUGAAAUCGGAGCCGUUGGAUAGGAAUAACACGGGAAGCUCUGAUCAUCAUCAGGAUUCAUCGUGGUUGGAGCUGGGGAAAUGAAUCAAAACUGAUCAAUCAUGGAUUUUGGAGUUGGUUUCUCUCCCUUCCAGACGGCGCCGUUUCGGGAUCGUCGUGGUGGAACGAACGAGGCUUCGAGCUGGUGAGGGAAGGCACGUGUUACGGAUGGUCGACGCGUGUGAGGGGAAGAUGAUGAAGGCCGCACUCAGAUCCGUUGUGGGUUUACUUCGAGAAGUUGCAGUUUGUCCGUUUUGGGGAAAAGUGGGGAAGGAAAGGGAAGUCGCCAUCUGUGAACUGUGGAAGUGAGAAUCACAGCUCGGUUAAAAGUUGGGGGGGACAAGAUCGAGAUUCAAAGGAGAAAGAAUCUUUGUGGGGCUGCGGCCUGGGAAGAACAUAAUAGAGAAGCGUCGGCGCCGUUGCAUGACUGCAAAUGUAAAGUUUUCCUCGCUGGCCGUUGCCGGCCGGCGGGUGGUAAAUUUUGUUUGUUUAGAUGAGGCUUGAUUGUGGGAAUUAAGGGUGGCCAAUUACGUGCUUAGAGCGGAAAGAACAGGGGAAUGGGCUAAAAGGCUCGGAGUGGGUUGCCAUGAAGUUAUUAUUGGUCAAGACUGCCUAAUUGGAGCCUAAUUGGAGAAAAUUAAGUCUGUAAUUUAAUAAUAACUGAAGGUUAUAAUAAUAUAUAAAUGUUAUAAAAAAGAGCGGCAUAGUCUGACACGGUUUAAAGUCCAAAAUCGAGGGCUGCAGCCCUGGGUGGCAAUUGAUUGGCAAACCUCCUCCCUCAGGUGGCCGUGGGAGUAGGAUCGAUAUGUGCUAUAGUAGUUUGACCC
Linum tenue is the source of this 3982-nucleotide messenger RNA. The record is from the annotation of a GenBank genome assembly. Lineage: Eukaryota; Viridiplantae; Streptophyta; Magnoliopsida; Malpighiales; Linaceae.